Messenger RNA from Spirodela intermedia, 1436 nucleotides. NCBI's taxonomy places the organism in Eukaryota, Viridiplantae, Streptophyta, Magnoliopsida, Alismatales, Araceae. The record is from the annotation of a GenBank genome assembly.
AUGAAGUGGGUCGUUGAAUCGUCUCCGGCGGCUGUCACCCGGCGGAGCGGAAAAACGGCGACUUUGCGGCUCUCCGGUGGCUGUCACCCGACGGAGAGGAGCUGGAUGGAGGUGGGGUGCAUGUUAGGGAGCUUCAUCCUCAGGUCCGCGCAGCAAGAGGAGGCUCUUCAUCGCAUCCGGUACACUCUCAGGAGGUGGCGACUGGUCUCCCAGCGGAUCGUCCUCUUCCCGACGACGGCUUGUUCGUCGAUCAAUCGGAGAUGAUUUACUCGAUGGAUUCGCGAUCCUUUUAUCGCGAAUCGUUCAGCAAUUUUAGUAGUAAUGCUCCGCGAAUCGUGUUGACGAGAUUUUCGCUGAUGAUCCAGCGAUUCUUGUUGCUUAAUCCUUCACCGGCGAUCUGCAGGAAAGUCGCGAUAAUCAGAUAAAAAUAUAUGAAUUUUGACUCUGGGAGGAUUUGAACCCGCGCCGGUCACCCGCCUCUUCUGAGGAAGGUGUGACGGGGGUUUAGUCCCACAUCAGUUGUACGCCGAUUUUUCGGGCGAAUAUAUAGUAAUGUUAGCUUUGUGAACAAAGUCCCUUCUCUCGCGUGUAUGACCACUCCUUGCCCCACAGCCGGCUGGCCACCGGUGACGUGGAAGGGGAGUGGCAUACGCGUGCCCUGUCGGUCUCCAAGCCAAGCCGCUCGAGCCCCUACUCGCGGCUUACUCCCCAACUGCGCUUCCGACCCGCUUGCGGGCCCGGUUGGCCAGCAGGUCCCCCCAUUUUUGCAAUAUUUUUAUUUUUAUUUCUUGUUCUUUCAUUUAUCUCAAAAGUAAGAUUGUAAAAAUCGUAUAAAAUCACAUAAUUACCCAAAAUUUCACGUUAAUCAAUUGAAAACCAAAAAUCAUUCUUUAACACAAAUAUAAGUCUAUUUAUCAGGAGUUAAGGCUAAAACUAUAUUGUUUACUAAUUAUUAACUCAUGAUAAUGAAGACUUAUCAGUCCCUAACAUCUGCAGUCUUAUUUUCCUAUUUUGUGAAUUUUAAAUAUAUUUUAUUUUUAUUGCUUAAUCUAAAAUUCAUACAAAAAUUAUAUUCUUUGAGAAAAAAUUUAAAAACUUUCUCAAUAUUAUAUUACAUCUCUAUGAUCGAGUUGGAAAUUUUCCAUUAUUUUUGAAACUUUUAUUAAAUUAUAAUUGAGAUAUUUAUUCAGAAAUACUUUUAAAUAUCCAAAAAUUAGUAUUUUUCUAGUUUUAUAAAUAUUAAAUUUGUAUGAUUUAUUAUACAAUGACUAAGUCACAUCACCAAGCCAACACAUGGAUCGGAAACAUAAUCGGGUAAAGCCAUGAGCAAGGGGCUCAAGUGGCUAAGGACUACUUGGGGCAUGUGUGCGUCACUCCCUUUUCAUGUCACCAAUGGUCAAUCAAACAUGGGGCAAGGAGUGGUCAUACACAUGUAA